Hibiscus syriacus is the source of this 645-nucleotide messenger RNA. RefSeq names its product zinc finger AN1 domain-containing stress-associated protein 12-like. Bases 33 to 593 code for a protein of 186 amino acids. The transcript has 2 exons. Gene Ontology annotation, cellular component: cytoplasm. Gene Ontology annotation, molecular function: zinc ion binding. The record is from RefSeq and is a predicted model, not a curated record. Lineage: Eukaryota; Viridiplantae; Streptophyta; Magnoliopsida; Malvales; Malvaceae.
UUCCUCAGAUUAUUUGUCGAAAUCUAAUAUCAAUGGCCGGAGGAGGGACUGAAGCUUUUCCUGAUUUGGGAAAACAUUGCCAGUUUUCAGGUUGUCAUCAAUUAGAUUUUCUUCCUUUCAAAUGCCAAGCAUGCCUUAAGGUGUUUUGUUUGGAACAUAAAUCAUGUAAGUCUCACGAUUGUCCGAAACCGGAACAUAACAACAGGAAGCUGAUCAUAUGCGAAAUCUGUUCGACGUCCGUGGAGAUUACGGGCAAAGAAGAUCAAGAGAAGAUUAUAUUGGAAAAACAUGACAAGUCAGGGGAUUGUGAUCCAAGGAAGAAGAAGAAACCAACUUGCCCUGUUAGAAGGUGUAAAGAGAUAUUGACAUUCUCUAACAGAACCGUUUGCAAGACAUGUCGAUUGGAGGUUUGUUUGAAACACAGGUUUCCAGCCGAUCACGCUUGCAAACAGGCUUCCUCCUCAGCUCCGGAAGCAACUAGCGGCGGUUGGAACAAGAAGUUCUUCGCGGCGUUUAGUUCAAGAAAUGCGAAGGAUUGUGGCAAGAGUGGGUGGCCUUCAUCAACAACUACUCCAUCUUUAAAGGCCUAUUAGGACUUUCAUGCUUUUUCUCUUUUAUUUUCUGUACAAACGUAUAGAUUGAAAA